This is a messenger RNA of Mercurialis annua (annual mercury), 1354 nucleotides long. RefSeq names its product pyridoxal reductase, chloroplastic. Lineage: Eukaryota; Viridiplantae; Streptophyta; Magnoliopsida; Malpighiales; Euphorbiaceae. The transcript is spliced from 8 exons. The record is from RefSeq and is a predicted model, not a curated record. Gene Ontology annotation, cellular component: cytoplasm. The coding region runs from base 46 to 1128 and encodes 360 amino acids.
AAUAUGAAAUAAACCAGCAACUAAUUAACUCCUUACUGCAUAACAAUGGCAUUCUCAGUUUCAACAACAACUAAUUAUUUCAACUGUCACAGCUCUUUAAAUCUACCCUCAUCGCCGUUCAAGCUCCCUCCGUUCUGGCCAUGGCAAAAGGUGAAGAUGGGUCCGAUGAGUGUGUCUCCGAUGGGGUUUGGGACAUGGGCAUGGGGUAACCAGCUUCUUUGGGGUUAUGAUGAAUCAAUGGACUCUGAUCUUCAACGGACUUUUAAUUUCGCUGUGGAGAAUGGGAUUAAUUUGUUUGAUACUGCUGAUUCUUAUGGGACUGGUCGGUUUAAUGGCCAGAGUGAGAAGCUUCUCGGCAAGUUCAUUCGUGAAUUUCCUGAAAAGAAGACGCGAAAUAACAUUGUCAUCGCCACAAAGUUUGCUGCAUAUCCAUGGCGUGUAACACCAGGGCAAUUUGUUAAAGCUUGCAGGGGUUCGUUGGAAAGACUGCAAGUAGAGCAAAUAGGCAUAGGCCAGUUACAUUGGUCUACUGCAAAUUAUGCUCCUCCCCAAGAAUUAGCUCUCUGGGAUGGUUUAGUGGCAAUGUAUGACGAGGGUUUAGUUCAAGCAGUUGGAGUGAGCAAUUACGGACCAAAGCAGCUCGUAAAGAUACACGAUUAUCUCAAAGCUCGAGGAGUACCCCUAUGUUCAGCACAGGUGCAAUUUUCUUUGCUAAGCAAUGGAAAAGAUCAGAUGGAAAUCAAGAAAAUAUGCGACUCUUUAGGAAUCCGCUUGAUUGCUUACAGCCCUCUCGGACUUGGAUUGCUUACCGGCAAAUAUACAUCAUCCGCACUACCUCAAGGGCCUAGGGGCCUGCUAUUCAGGCAAAUUCUUCCUGGAUUGGAGCCUUUACUAAGAUCACUAAGCGAAAUUGCGGAAAAAAGGCGUAAAACCGUGCCUCAGGUGGCUAUAAACUGGUGUAUUUGUAAUGGUGCUAUACCAAUACCUGGAGUCAAGACAAUCAAACAAGCAGAGGAGAAUCUGGGUGCGGUUGGAUGGCGACUGAGUUCAGACGAGUUGCUUCAGUUAGAAUAUGCAGCUAGUGAAUCUCCCCAGAAAAUGAUCCAAAACAUAUUUCAAACCAGGUGACUUUGGGUGAAAGUGAAACAUGGAUCAUACAAGAUUGGAAGACAGCUGAUGUAGAGAUUGUAAAUGAUAAAGUUUUACAAUUUUAGGAGAUAAACAUUUACGUGACUGAAACUUCAUUUAGAAGCAAUAUCAAAUAACAAGAAAGAGCUUGAGAAAUUCGGCAUGGACGGAGCCCAAACAUUACCAUCAUAUUAAGAGUGAGACCAUAUUUGUUGAUUUUCUUAAA